Messenger RNA from Cloeon dipterum, 2356 nucleotides. RefSeq names its product cytochrome P450 6j1-like. Lineage: Eukaryota; Metazoa; Arthropoda; Insecta; Ephemeroptera; Baetidae. Gene Ontology annotation, molecular function: monooxygenase activity; heme binding; oxidoreductase activity, acting on paired donors, with incorporation or reduction of molecular oxygen. The coding region runs from base 84 to 1559 and encodes 491 amino acids. The record is from RefSeq and is a predicted model, not a curated record. The transcript is spliced from 5 exons.
AACACUGUACCAUCCGAACUAUCCUUGAGCUGCAGUUCCGCCCAGCAACAGACUCGCAAAAAGCAAAAGCGGAAUUUUCAGAAAUGGGCCUUCUGCUCGAGGAUUCGUGCCUCGCGGACACGGCCCUCUUGCUGUUGACGAUUAUCUACCUUUUGUAUUGGUACGGUACGUGCACUUUCGACUAUUGGAAGAAGAGAGGAGUACCCGAGAUCAAGAAUAAGGUUCCGUUCCUCGGUUCCACCGCAGACGCAGUUUUAUUUAAGAAGCAAAUGAAUCUGUGUAUCUUGGACGCGUAUCGAGAACUCGAGGGACACAGAUUCGGAGGAUUGUACGCAAUGAGAACGCCAGCGCUUAUAGUGCGUGAUCCUGAACUUAUAAAACACAUCAUGGUAAAAGACUUCUCAAGCUUCACCGACAACUCUAUGCAUAUCAGCGAAAUAAAUGAUCCGAUGUUCGCAUUCAACAUUUUUGCGAUGAAGGGAGAAAAAUGGAAGUAUGCUCGGUCGAAAUUGGCCCCCGCUUUUGCCACUGGAAAAAUUCGCAACACCUUUCCUCUGAUUCUGGAAGUUUGCAAUGACUUGAAGAGCCAUUUCAGCUCCAAAAUCGAGUCUAAAGACAACGAUUUUGAAGCUCAUGAACUCUCGAAAAAUUUCACCACGGACGUUGUUGGCAGCUGCGCAUUUGGAAUUAAAUGCGACUCUUUGUCUGAACCAGACAACCAGUUUCGCAGGAUGGGAAAGGAAAUCAUGAGUCCGUCUACUCUCUGGAGGCAGAUAGAAAUGGCUCUAAUUUUUUUCCUCCCAAAAAUUGCUGAGUUACUGAGAGUAAAAUUCAUUGCCAAAUACGUUGAAGAGUUCUUUCAAGAUCUGAUACUAAAAGCAUUUGCCUAUCGCGAGGAGCACCCUGAAUUCAAGAGAAACGAUUUUAUUAACUUGCUGAUGCAGCUGAAAAAGCUCGGAGAAGUGGAGAUGGACGAGAUUGAUAGGAAAGACCAGACGAAUGACAUCAGCUUGACGGCAAGCGAUAGUGGAAAAAUCGAAUUUAGUGACGUUGUUUUGACUGCUCAAGCAGUUGGAUUUUUCUUGGAUGGUUUUGAAACUUCCUCUAUGGCACUUGCUUUUGCCCUUCACGAGCUGGCCAUGAACCCUCGAAUUCAGGAAAAUUUGCGAGAUGAAUUGAGAAAGAGUUUUGAGGCAACCGAUGGAUGUAUAAACUAUGAUAAUAUCAGGGGAUGUGCUUACUUGGACAAUAUUCUCCAUGAAACUUUGCGAAUUUAUACACCCGUCGGAGCUUUGGCGCGCGAAUGCACCAAGCGUUACACAAUCCCCGAUUCUGACGUGCAGAUAGACAUUGGAGACAUCAUUAACAUCCCAAUAUAUGGUCUGCACCAAGAUCCUAAAUAUUUCCCUAAUCCCGAAGUUUUCGAUCCGGACCGAUUCACAGAAGAGGCGAAGAAGACGCGGCCUGCGUUCACGUACCUUCCCUUCGGCGAAGGCCCCAGACAGUGCAUCGUCGAACCACCCGUGCUUCAGGCUUUCGAUUCGCUCAAGCGCAAGUAAAGGCUGCCAUCGCUACAAUUGUGCUCAACUUCAUGCUGGAACCCUCCGAGAAAACCGAGCACCCUGUGGUUUUCGAUGAACGGAAUUUCUUUCCUCAUGCUAAAAAUGGCCUUCACCUAAAAAUAUCUCCUUUGUAACUAAUUUCAUCCUAUAUAUAAGAGUAAAAAGAGAUCUUAAAAAUAUGGUAUAUGAUUUUACACUUCAAAAUAAAUUGAUGGAAUGUUAUUUUGCAAUAUAUUAACUAGCGAUUAUAAACCUGGAGUAAAUUAAUUGUCAAUGACAGCGGCUCAGUGCAGUGAGAGAUUACUAGUCGUUUUUCUUUUCGUGUAUUUGCUUUCUUAUGCCCAUCCUGGCAUUAUUUUCCGUUAAUUUUUAUGGAUGUGUUUUUGUGUAUCUGACCUUGCAAGAAUAUUUAACAAAUUAGGCCUAUAAGUUUUAUAGAUCUAAAAUUGCUCAACAUUAUAAAAAUACAAAGUUACAAAACGCGACAUGCUAUUGGUUUUUUAGACGUCCGGGCUUUCUUAAAAUUUAUAUCAUUUUUAUUAUUGAUCAAAUGUAACGCAAUCAUAGACUGUAGAGGGUGAAAGUUUUAAUAGCCUCGACUAUUUUAUAAUUUUUGUUUGUCAGAUUGACAUUAAAAUUUAUCGAACAUUGAGAAACUAAAUUUUCUGUUUCACUCAGUCAGAGGAUAGAGUCAUUCUACCAAUUCUAAACGGAGUCCAUCGCAGACAAUUAAAUUGUGAUGCAUCGCACACUCAAGCCGCAGCUUUUGAAUAAAAUAACCAUUACGAUCACUA